Molecule: messenger RNA, 1170 nt
Organism: Saccostrea echinata
Lineage: Eukaryota; Metazoa; Mollusca; Bivalvia; Ostreida; Ostreidae
Product: allatostatin-A receptor-like
Exons: 1
Coding region: 1-1170 (389 amino acids)
Biological process (GO): neuropeptide signaling pathway
Cellular component (GO): membrane
Molecular function (GO): G protein-coupled peptide receptor activity
Source: RefSeq, a predicted model, not a curated record
AUGAUGGAGAACACUACGUGUGACAACGAAACAAUCUGCAAACACCAGGAACAUAUAAAUAUCGACAAGUUCUUAGAAUUUGAAAAUAUCAUUCAGUAUUUAAUACCAGUCAUUUUUGGAUUGAUAGCAGUUUUUGGAGUACUAGGAAACGCUUUUGUCGUAUCUGUGAUUAUGUCAAAAGAAAAACUGCAAAACACAACAAAUAUUCUAAUUGUUAAUCUUGCCAUUGCUGAUCUCUUUUUCAUAGUAUUCUGUGUUCCAUUUACGGCAGCAAGUUACUCAAUGGCAUACUGGCCUUUUGGAGACGUUUUAUGUAAACUUGUCAACUUCAUUUCAUAUGUAUGUGCGUAUGCCAGCAUUUGGACAAUGGUUCUUCUGUCUUUUGAUAGAAAUAUUGCUGUUGUUCAUCCAGUACUCUCUAAACAAAUAAGAAAUCGUCGAAACACUUUUCUCCUGUUGUUCUUUAUUUGGACUUUAAUCUUUGGUGGUAACAUUCCGGUUCUUUUACAGUAUAGCGUCGUAUACUACCAGUGGAUAGAGCACGAACGGUCAACUUGCAUGAACCUAGUUGGACUUAGAAAUAAGUAUGCGUUAAGGGUCUUUUACGGUUGCUUUUUUGUCUUUGGUUAUGCACUGCCUCUGACAUUGAUUUGUAUACUGUAUGGUUGUAUACUAAAAAGACUUCAAAACAGAUCCGUAGCGACUUGGCGCCAGAGAAGGAGAAGCUUUUACACACAAAGACGAGUGACCAGAAUCAUAAUAACUUUUGUCAUGGCAUUCGCUCUCUGCUGGCUACCGAUUCAAGUUAUAUUCCUUAUAGAAAGCUUCACUAACUAUGAGCAGACAAUAGAAUCAGCAGCUGGUCUGAUGACUGCUAACUGCCUGGCGUAUGUAAAUAGUUGUAUUAAUCCAAUUAUUUAUGCUUUUCUAUCAGUAAAUUUUCCAAAAAAAUUCCGGAUCAUCGCCUCCUGUCUACCUGCAUUUAGUCGGCGCAAAAAGAGAGUUAACCCAAGAAAACAGACGCAAGACGCCCUACGUCUUCGUUUAUAUACAAAAGAGAUCCAGGAUCUUCAGGAAGUUGCUAUGAACGAAGGAAAAAUGUCUUUAGGAAGUAACGCGUGCUCUGAACGAAAGAAUAAAAAGAAUUCUUCCGUAAUGUCCCAAAAGUGA